AUGGAAACAUCUUCAAAGGGUCUUCUCACCCAAGUUACUCAGUUUUGGAACCUCUUAGAUGAUCUGGCUGAAAGUGACCCUGAGCGCUAUGAGAAGUUCAUCCAACAGCAGCUGAAAGAGGGCCAGCAGUUCUGUGCUGCCCCAGAACCACAGUGUUGUCUACAGACAAGGAUCCUGAAACCAAGAGAAAGAACACUUUUCAUUAAUCUAUGUCAAUGGAAAAGGAUACCACCUCCCCAGUCAACUACUCAUCCGGUACCUCUUAGUGUUGGCAGGCCAGAAGAUAUUUCUGAAACAUCAGAUAUUUACACAGUUGUCGAUGUUGCCUGCAAUCCUGAUGUUCUACAGGAAGCAGAAAAGGACCAACUUAAGAAAGAUCAGUUGAUACGAAUGGCUAUGAAAUGCAUUGAGGAGCGACUCCAAUUCACUCUCUCACACUCCUACCAUAUUACAGAACUUCGAAUAAAAGGAACCAUUCAAAGGAUGAAACAAAAUCUUAUGGGAAUCCAAAAUAACGCUACCAAUUUACAAGAGAAAACAGGAAAGGAACUAACCCUUGAACACUUAAGAAACAGUGCUGUGAACAAUCCAGACCACAUUCCUCAGCUUAUACUGCCAAAGGACCAAGUUUCAGACAAAGCAGGAUGUCUGAUUGAGGAGAUUUGCAGUACUGAGAUUCAGGUGGAAAUGAAGACCCCAACUUAUGAGUUAAAAAUUGUGAAGGAUCAGAGUGAGAAACCUCUGAAAAUUGAAUUGAUGGUUGAAUUACCUGGUAUUGAUUCAGUUUCCCUUUGUGACCUGAGUGUUUCUGAGGAUGAUUUAUUGAUCGAAGUCUCUGAGAUGUACAGAUUACAUCUGGAUCUUCCAGGAUCUGUUGAUACUGAAAUGACUACAGCAAAAUUUUUCAAAGAAAAAGCUACUUUAAUCAUCACAAUGCCUUUGAUGUGA
Molecule: messenger RNA, 948 nt
Organism: Chrysochloris asiatica (Cape golden mole)
Lineage: Eukaryota; Metazoa; Chordata; Mammalia; Afrosoricida; Chrysochloridae
Gene: PIH1D2
Product: PIH1 domain containing 2
Exons: 5
Coding region: 1-948 (315 amino acids)
Biological process (GO): rRNA processing; box C/D snoRNP assembly
Cellular component (GO): ribonucleoprotein complex; cytoplasm; R2TP complex
Source: RefSeq, a predicted model, not a curated record